Rotaria sp. Silwood2 is the source of this 814-nucleotide messenger RNA. The record is from the annotation of a GenBank genome assembly. Lineage: Eukaryota; Metazoa; Rotifera; Eurotatoria; Philodinida; Philodinidae.
AGACUAACAUUCACACCAAUACCCACACCCGCACCUACACUCACACCCCACACCCACACCCACACCCAUCUGUCCAUUAUCUGAUACUAUACUUGAUCGAUUUUAUUUUUCAAGUUUACCUUCGAUUCAUCAUAGAAUCCAAUGGCUCAAUGUUGAAUCAUUAUCUAUGGAACGUGUUCUUUUUGUGUACAGAUUAUCCUCAUUUAUAUAAACUUGGUUUAUAUAAUCUUGAAUUAGAAAGAGCAAAACAUCUGUUUAUUAGUAAGAUAUUUUUAUUUUAAUUGGCAUUGAUUUUGAACAAAUGAGAAGUAUAGAUAAAUUUCCUACUAUUUAUUUCAUUAUAAAUGUAAUAGAAUUGAGUAGAUCAUCGAAUAUUCUAUUGAUAAUGAAUUAGUUUUAUCUCAAUAUUUAUCUUGAAAUAUAAACUAAAAAUUUAUAUCGAAAAUAAGAUUUUUUCAAAUAAUCUAUCAAAUAUAGAUGAUUAAUUUGUUGCUAAAGAUUCUUGUAUCUAUGUUUAGAUGGAAAUGUUUUAACUGAUUUAUUUAAAAAUCAAAUUUUAUCACUUAUUAUCCGUAUUUGUAAUAAUAAAAACCAAACUUCAACAAAAGAAGAGAAUACAAUUAUAUUUACAAAUAUCUUUACUGUGUUUACCAAUCUACAGUAUUUAAACUUCGAUUCAUCUUCAUUUUAUUCUCAAUAUAUAUCAUUUGAUAUUUCACCUCCAAUUUUUAUUUCUUCAACUCUUUUAGAACUACAUGUACAUGUAGUACAUUUCAAUGAUUGUCUUUAUUUACUCGAUGGACGUGUUAAUUAA